Molecule: messenger RNA, 2845 nt
Organism: Equus quagga
Lineage: Eukaryota; Metazoa; Chordata; Mammalia; Perissodactyla; Equidae
Gene: FCER2
Product: Fc epsilon receptor II
Exons: 11
Coding region: 50-1324 (424 amino acids)
Molecular function (GO): signaling receptor activity
Source: RefSeq, a predicted model, not a curated record
GGGGCGCUGGGAGCCCGAUAGAGUCGGAGGCCAAGUGGGACUCAACACGAUGGAUCCUCAUAGCCAGGUAGAGUUCCCGAAGUUUCCCAGGAGGCGGCGGCAGUGCUGCCAGCGGGGGACGCUGCUCGCACUGCUGGGACUGGUGACCACCGCGAUGUGGGCCGGGCUGCUGACCCUGCUUCUCCUGUGGCACUGGGAGACUGUGCAGAAGCUGAAACAGCUGGAAAAGACCGCGGCCCAGAACGACUUGGAGACUGUGCAGAAGCUGAAACAGCUGGAAAAGACCGCGGCCCAGAACGUCUCUCAGGUUUCCAAGGACUUGGAAAGACACAAGGGGGAGCAGGUGGCCCAGGAAUCCCAGGCUGCCAAGAUGUCGCAGAGCAUGGAGAAAAUCCAAGAUGAGCAGAACAGAAUGAAAUCUCAGGACUCGGAGCUCUCCCGGAACCUGAACGGACUUCGCGAGGACCUGAGCGACCUCCAGUCCCAGGGCUUGAAUGAGAGACGCGCAGCCUUGCACACACUGGACAGGCUCCAGGAGGAAGUGGCGAAGCUGUGGAUAGAGCUACGCGUGUCCAACGCCCGGAGGCCAGGAGCGACUCCAAGAAAGAUGCUGCCACCCACUCUGCCCAUUGUGCCCACCACGGUUCCCGCCAUGGUUCCCACCACAGUGCCUGCCACGGUUCCCGCCACAGUUCCCACCACAGUGCCUGCCACGGUUCCCACCACGGUUCCUACCACGGUUCCCACCACAGUGCCCACCACGGUUCCCACCAUAGUGCCUGCCACGGUUCCCACCACGGUUCCCGCCACGGUUCCCACCACGGUUCCCGCCACGGUUCCCAUCACAGUGCCCACCACGGUUCCCACCACAGUGUCCGCCAUGGUGCCCUCCUCCGCUGUCCCCCUGAGCCUCUCCUCCACCCCAGGCUCCACGUGUAACACGUGCCCCGACGACUGGGUCCAUUUCCAAAAGAAGUGCUACUACUUCGGGGAGGGCCCCAAGCGGUGGAUCCAGGCGCGGUUCGCCUGCAGCAAGCUGCACGGGCGGCUGGUCAGCAUCCACAGCCAGGAGGAGCAGGACUUCCUGACCCGCCACGCCAACAAGAAAGGCUCCUGGAUUGGCCUUCGGGACCUGAACAUAGAAGGGGAGUUUGUCUGGAUGGACCAGAACCCCCUGGACUACAGCAACUGGCAGCCGGGGGAGCCCAACAACGGGGGCCAAGGGGAGGACUGCGUCAUGAUGCGGGCCUCCGGGCACUGGAACGACGCCUUCUGUGGCAGCUACCUGGACGGCUGGGUGUGUGACCGGCUGGUCACGUGCUGACUGCCCACCAGCCACCUCGGCCCCCCUGGGUCCACGGGGAUUUGUCCUGAGUCGUGGACCCUGACAGCCCCCUGCCCGCCCACCAGGAGCGCCCCUCUGUGUCACUCCCCCAUCUCAAACACGGGAACAGCAAGGCCCAUGGCAGGACCCUGAGGACCCCCGCCCAAGGCCUGGACACCUCUUUGGUGGCUGAAGGGUCCUGGUGAUACUUCGUACACCCCAAAUGGAAGCAGCUGACCCAUCCUCAGCUCCUGCCAACGCCCCGGAGGGCUUGUCCCUUGUUCCUCAGGCCAGCUGGCCAUUGCCACCUCCCUGACUUUAAGGGCUUGAGGAUCCCACCUCGAGAACCCCUGCCCACGAGCCUGAAGGCUAGUAGCCCCCUCCUCACUGGGGCACAGCUCCUGGCAGCCCAGCCGUCCAGGGAGUGGCCCCGACCCGUGUGCUUCCUCUGUCGCCCCGACCUGGCCGUCUGCUGGAGUCAGGAGUGAACCCCCACCCGUGCCCUCCCCAGACGCCGCGCGUGUCCGGGCACCACACGACAGAGUCCCCCGCUCAGGCAGCCAGUCCUCCCCACCCGGCCUGCAUCAGUAAGACAGGGCGACGGGGGCCCCUCAGCCUGGCCCCCUCCUCAGGGGCCUGCAGGUGUGGAAGGUGGGAGCUGGGAGGCCCAGGGCCCAGCACGGGGUGGGGACAGGACUGGGCCUCUGGAGCGAAAGAUGGGCUGGACUCCAGGUCACCUGUGCUCUCUAUUCACUGCCCAUCCCUAGAUGUCUGUGUCCCCCAGCUCCCCACCCCGGAACUCCCGGCCAGCGCAAAACUGCCUACCUGAGCCCUCCACACUGUAUUCGAGGCUCCCCUCUACCAGUCACUCAGGCCCGCACUGGGGGCACCCUGGCCACCUCGUUCCCUCACUGCCCCCUCCAAACCCAUAAGGAGAGCCAUGGGCCGUGGUGUCCAGACACAUUCAGAAUCCACCCACUGCCUUGGCGUGGCCCCCAUCCUCACUCCCUCUGGUCUCCCUCUUCACUGCCCCCAAAUCUUCUAGAAGUUUCCUUUCAAUAUAGAGGAAAAGCCAAAGCCUUACAGGGUCCUUUGCGAUCUCAGAACCCCUCCCACGUGCCUUACCUCCCCAACUUCACUUUCUCUUUCUCCUCCCCGCAUCCGGCACCCACCCCAGCCACCUCCCUAUACCUUAAACAUUUAGGCUCACUCCCACCCCAGGGCCUUUGCACAUGCUGCCUCCCCUGCUAGCUCCUCAGUGAGGCCUAUCCUGAGCUCUCCCUCCCUCCCAUUUAAAAUGACAGCCCUGACUCCCAGUCCGUUUUACUCCUCUGUACUCUCCCACCACGGCACCCUUCUCCUUCCGACAAGAUGUGUAAUUCACUGGUCUGUUCACUGCCUGUGUCCACGGGUUAGAAUGCAAGCUUCAGGAGGGCAGGUGCCUGCCUUUGUUUGGUUCUCAGCUGUCCCCAGCGCCUGGCACACAGUAGGCGCUCAAUAAAUAUUUGUUGAAUUAAUUAA